AUGCGCAUGCUGAAAUAUACCCCAGAGCAUAUGCACUGCUAUGCGACGUUUUAUGGUCCAGUUGCUCUUCCUAACACUGGCUUUUGUGCAUUCAAUUCCCUCAAUGGAGAAACUGCUGCAUUUCGAAUAUCGGCUACCGGCGUCGUCCUCGAUAUAAAAGUUGACUGGGGUUCCAUACAAGAUCUUCAAGAACACCGCCUUU
This is a messenger RNA of Serpula lacrymans var. lacrymans S7.9, 202 nucleotides long. RefSeq lists its product as uncharacterized. Gene Ontology annotation, molecular function: GTPase activity; U3 snoRNA binding; GTP binding. Lineage: Eukaryota; Fungi; Basidiomycota; Agaricomycetes; Boletales; Serpulaceae. The annotation marks the transcript as partial. The record is from RefSeq and is a predicted model, not a curated record. Gene Ontology annotation, cellular component: 90S preribosome. Gene Ontology annotation, biological process: endonucleolytic cleavage of tricistronic rRNA transcript (SSU-rRNA, 5.8S rRNA, LSU-rRNA); maturation of SSU-rRNA from tricistronic rRNA transcript (SSU-rRNA, 5.8S rRNA, LSU-rRNA); ribosome biogenesis. The transcript has 2 exons.